UCUGACACGCACACACAGAACUGAAGUGGACCAGCAUGGACCUGGACCCGACCUUCCUCCUCCCGGCUCUCCUCGUCACCCUGGUUCUCCUCUAUUUCUCCUCAUCUCUCCUCGCUAAGAAGCCCAAACCUCUGCGCUCCUCAGAACCACCGGCUCCAGAGGGGCAGAAGUGGGACCGGCCGGACUCUAAACUGACGACCGUCCCAGAACUGGAGCCAGACCCGGUGACAGUAACUGAAACUGUUCCACAGCAGGUAGCUGUUCCAGAAACAGCUGGAGAAGCAGAACCUGCAACAGAAGCAGCUAAAGAACCAGAACCUGUUUCAGAACCAGCUAAAGAACCAGAACCUGUAACAGAACCAGCUAAAGAACCAGAACCUGUAACAGAACCGGCUAAAGAACCAGAACCUGUUUCAGAACCAGCUAAAGAACGAGGACCUGUAGCAGAACCAGAUAAAGAACCAAAACAUGUAACAGAACCAGAUAAAGAACCAGAACCUGUUUCAGAAUCGGUAUCAGCUCAGGAACUUGUCCCUGAAACAUUAACAGCAUUAGAAUCUGCACCUGAACCAGCUCCAGAACCAGUUCCAGAAACUGAACCUAUCCAAGAACCAGCUGGUCUAGAGUCAGUUGUCAGGUCAGAACCAGAACCCGAAGAGGUCCAACAGCCGAGGAAAGAACCAGAAAAAGUUGAGAAGGUUGAGGACUCUGCACCUGAGCCGGUCCCUGAAUCUCCAAGACCGGCUGAAGAAAAGUCCAAAGACCCAGAACCAGAGAUGGUCCUGAAAGACGAGGCUGCAGCUGAAGAGGAGAACCAGAGCAGAACACAUCUGAUGAUGGAGGAGGAGCAGAGGGUUCAGCAGGAGCAGCUGGCGGCCAUCUUCCUGCUGCUCAGAUAGAACCGGGUCGGUGACGGGUCGCUGGUGAACUGAGGAGCUGCUGAGGUUUGUGUGCGUCGCCAUGGCAACAGAUGAAGGUUCAAGAACUUGAGGGAGUGACACAACAAUAACAACUACAGCCGAUGGCUUGAUCCUGAAUCUUGUUUGUUGUUCUGUUUACUAGUGAGUGCAGACAUUGUUGUUAUUUACAUAUUUGAAUAUUUACUUCCUGUUUACAAUCAACAACGGUUGUUUUUACUUUGUGUCACCUGGAG
Nematolebias whitei (Rio pearlfish) is the source of this 1153-nucleotide messenger RNA. RefSeq names its product FILIA-N KH-like domain-containing protein. The coding region runs from base 36 to 899 and encodes 287 amino acids. The record is from RefSeq and is a predicted model, not a curated record. The transcript is spliced from 5 exons. NCBI's taxonomy places the organism in Eukaryota, Metazoa, Chordata, Actinopteri, Cyprinodontiformes, Rivulidae.